Molecule: messenger RNA, 3704 nt
Organism: Diachasmimorpha longicaudata
Lineage: Eukaryota; Metazoa; Arthropoda; Insecta; Hymenoptera; Braconidae
Product: OTU domain-containing protein 7B-like
Exons: 9
Coding region: 546-2225 (559 amino acids)
Biological process (GO): protein K11-linked deubiquitination; protein K63-linked deubiquitination; protein deubiquitination involved in ubiquitin-dependent protein catabolic process
Cellular component (GO): cytoplasm; nucleus
Molecular function (GO): zinc ion binding; DNA binding; K63-linked polyubiquitin modification-dependent protein binding
Source: RefSeq, a predicted model, not a curated record
AUCUCGUAUGAAACCUGUUGAGGUAAUGCUUCCGAACUGGCGGGCACUCAUGAUUUAUUAUUAUUGUCAUAUAUAUUUUUUGUUUUCUCUUUCUCGACUAUUUUUCACCUUGAAACACCGAAGGCUGUUCGCAGCCGGUGUGCACGUACAGCUAUUUUUAUAACGCAACCGGUGCUCCCCUCAUCUGCAUUCAGAUUAAUUGGUUGUAUCAGUGGUGGUAAAUUGUGUCUGUGAAUUGUGGAAUAUUUAAUUAGUCUCGAUCAUAAUCAAAAUAGCCUUUGUUUUUGCACGUUUUAUAUGCAAUUCUUGGAUCAAAGUGUUUAUGGAUUGACUGGGAGUUUAUUUUUCACUGGUGUUUGCCAGUGAGUGGGUGAAUUUUACAGUUAAAUACGUGAAUCGCAUUUUGUUUAUUACUGCGAUUGAAAUUAAUUCACCAAUUUCGAUUGGUCGGCUUGUUAUUUUUAUUAGCAACUGCUUUGUGGUCAGGUUGAUGAGCUGAUGCGGAACGACAGGGGGAUAUCAUCAGAAAGACUUCAGACAGUGGGAUGAGUGGUGCAGUAUCCAUGUAUGAUGGAUUGGAACCAGAGACAGGGAGUAACAAUGUCACCCUGGCGCCAGGUGGUGCGACGAAGAAAUUGGCACGAGGUAUAUCUCGUGCCACUGAGAAUGCUGCCAUCGUAUCCCAUGCUAGGACACAGCUGGUGUCAUUUGGGACUGUAGAUACACCUGAGUUUACGUUUUCCUUGCCAGAUUUGUCGGUUUACCCUGAUUCCUUCCGUCAAUUCCUGGAAAAAGAUUUGAUAGAGGGGGGCUGCUUGACGUCCUUGGAGAAUGCAGGGAGAUUGAAUUGGUGGUGUGGUGGUAAGAACAGUGGUACACGUGUACUGUGGCCAUUGGCAACAACCGGGGAUGGAAAUUGUCUUCUCCACGCAGCUUCUUUGGGCAUGUGGGGCUUUCACGAUCGAUUGUUGACCCUGAGGGAUGCACUUCACAAUACAUUGUCGAAGGGUGAAUACAGAGAUGUACUCUUUAGAAGAUGGAGAUGGAGGCAGAUGGGUUUGAAUGCAGCCGCUGGCCUGUCUUAUACGGAAACUGAAUGGUUAACCGAGUGGCAGGGUAUUGUGGAAAUGGCAUCGGCGAAUCCACGAGGCCAGACGGCGACGUCUUAUCAGAGUCUCGAAGAGGUUCAUGUUCUGGCAUUGGCGCAUGUACUACGCAGACCAAUUAUUGUCAUUGCUGAGACUAUGCUGCGUGAUUCCGAAGGUGUGGCCUUGGCACCAAUACCGUUUGGUGGGGUUUACCUACCGCUGGAAGUUACACCGGAAAAGUGUCAUCGUACACCGCUACUACUUGCUUACCAUUCGGCUCAUUUUUCUCCACUGGUAACCGUCGAUGGGGGUAAUGAUUUUGGCGAUGGGGGUGGAUCGGUUGAAGGGGUUAGCAUACCACUUGUUGAUCCGGACACGGGACAACUGCUGCCUGUUUUAUUCGCCGUCGAUCCUGGCCCCGAUUGGGACUGGAGCGUCAGCUCACAGGAUCUCUUACCUUGUCGACAGGAUACGAUGGAAAUUCUUAUUAGAGAUUAUUUAGACUGUGAAUAUCAGACAUUAACCUCAGAGGAUUUAGAGAGACUCUCAGAGACGGACGGAUCGAGCUCCAAUAAGAGUAGAACAGCUAGACAGCUCUUGGGUGUUGCUAAGCAAUUUGGAUCAAUUGGAAAGUCUGUGAGCAAAAGACUGUGGUCAAUGGCUAAGAGGCCAAAGAGCCCACCGGCAUCAUCCACUGGUGCUAUAACGGAGGGUGUAUUGUGUGUGAGAUUGAAGAGUCGACGCCAUCAGUACGUGGAUCAAAUGCUCCAGAAUUAUCUCCAAUGUGCCCACUCAAGAUACUUGGAGACACAUCAGAAUGACGCCUCGGGGACUGAAAUGAAUUACGGGGCGGGUAAAUCCAAGUUUUACGCUGCCAGCGAUAGUGGUAGUCACGCCAGUGUCAGUAAACUUCAGCCAAAAAAUACAAGUAGAGAUCGUACCCUAUAUCUCUCCAGGUCAACAUUUUAUAAUAACGAAAUAACACCGGAGGACGCGGAGACACCGGAGGGAUGGAGAAACGUUGAUGUGCACGAUAGUGUACCACGUGAGUGUCGCAGUGAGCAUUGCCAAUUUUUUGGUUCACCAGAAAAUCAAUACUACUGUUCGCAGUGCUGGGCAAGUCGUAGACAACGAUGAUGAGUCUGUGUAAAUUCAUUAUUUCCUCUCCCACGGUGACCCCAUGACAAUAACCCAACUAUUUAUUUUGCCAACGUUAUUGAAUAAGUCUGUCCAGUCCCCGCGAGUCCCAGGUGAUUAAAAAAAAUAUUAUUACAUAAUAGAAGCAUGAGGAUGUAUAAAUUUUAAUGAGAUUCUCAGAGUUAAUUAAUCGUAAAGAGUUAACUAUUGAUUAUUUGUUCAGCAACGAAUUGCGUUGCCUUUUCACGUUUGAGCUUAAAUGCUAUUUCCAGUGAUUUAGCUUUAAUUUGUUAACAAUUUUGGGUAGGUGAUUCAUUAGGUUUAUAGAAUUUUAGGAGAGGUUUAUCAAUCGAGCUCGACGUGUUCAAACUACGGACGUAACCCACUGAUAUUCAUAAACCAGAGAUAAAUAGUAGUUUAGAAUUACUUGUUUAAUUAUCAGUUUCUAGUGGGUAUCGGUCUAAGUGUCCAGGGGAUGAUUCAGAUUGAAAUAUUUGAGGUAUAGAGUAUUUAAUGCCUGGGGACAAUCAAUUGAGACUUGAAUAAUAUUAUGCACUGGUAGAUUUCCAGUUUCGCGAGGAUAAUUUUUUUUUUAAUGCAAGACAUAAUAGCAGGGAUUUUUACUGAAACUUUUCAAUUCGUAGAAUUUAAUAAAAAAGUAUACACAACGUUUUCUGUUGAACUUUAUAUCCUCAGAUGAGAGAUAAAGUGAAAUAGAGUGGAAAACCCAAGAAAUCCCACUCUAUUUAAGGAAAAUGGAAAACCUAGUCAGUGGUUCUCAAUUAAAUUCUUAUAUCCAACCGGAUCAAAGGAGAAUUAAAAAUUUUCAGUAAAAACCCUCAGCAAAUUCGAUAGUUACUCUUCUGCUAUUUUGGAAAAUUCUCCCUCAUCAAUUUUUCAAUUUUUUAUUUGAUCCCUUUAUAGUCCUCUUCUUUUUACCGUAAUACAAUCCUUUUUCCUUUUUUGUUCUUCCUCCAAUUUUAUUAUCAAAAUUCCUCUCCUCCCGGAUAUUUAAACUGAUAAUCAUUUUGAGUCUCGACAAAAAAAUGAAAUUAAUGUUACGAUUAAACACGUUGAUAUGUGCCUUGUUUUUUCGUAUAAAAACCAAUAUUGAAGACAAAGAAAAAUACUCGAACGUCGAAAUGACCCAAACAUCACAUAUAUAUUUUUUUAAAAGCUCUCGCUGUGAAAAUUCAAUUUCUUUGAAUCAACUCUUUACUUCACAAUGAUUUUUUGUUCUACUUUACGUCAAUUAUGACAUUGUCUCUGCCGAAUUAGUCUGACCCAUUUGUCGACCUUCGAAUUAGACGAUAAUUAAUGAUUAAUUGAUAAAUUGAUGAUAUCGACUCUCAACGAAAAUGUUAUAUCAAUAAUUUUUCGUUAACUAUUUGCUUGAAAAAUUUAAUCAUUAAAAAUGCAAAUGAUUAAGAUUAUUCUGUCAACCUGUGUGAAUAAAAUGUGAAAAUAUUUUUUUAACAA